Molecule: messenger RNA, 1618 nt
Organism: Capsaspora owczarzaki ATCC 30864
Lineage: Eukaryota; Filasterea; Ministeriida; Capsasporidae
Exons: 2
Coding region: 145-1479 (444 amino acids)
Source: RefSeq, a predicted model, not a curated record
AUUCUUCUCUCAUCUUUUUUUUUUUUCUUUUUUCCGUCUUGGUUGGUUGCCGCACGUGGUAACAGCAAAAAAAACUACGACGACUGCGGAACAGAUCUACUACUACCACACUACGCUACAAAAGUCAAAACAGCAAGAUCAAAGAUGGGGGCAGAUCCAGCACCCAACGAAAACUGCUCCUUCCCGUUCUCGGGAGAGCACUGCGACAAGACGUUUGCCGACGAGCUGGGCGGGUCGUACAUUGCCGCCCAGGCGAUAUUUCUCUCGGCAAACAGCCUGCUCGUAAUAAUAGGAUGUGUGUGCUCGUAUUACAUUACACGCAAGAGCGGCGGGUUCACUUGGAGCGUGGACAAUGCGCUCGUCUACAUGGCCACCGUCAUGGCCUUGCUCGGCAUCAUCCGAUGCGUCGACGGCAACGCCUGGUCUGACAUGUAUCCAAUGUGGUUUGCCAGUCUCCUGUACGACGUUACCACGUGCCUUCUCAUCACCAUGUGGCUGACGCUGGUCAACUCUUGGGCAACAUUCGUCUGCAAGGCGGUGCUGUCCCGCACGCACAACUUUGGUCGGAUUGCGAAAAUCACCUUCCGCGCGUCCCUCGUCUACUCUUGGAUUACGCAGCCGCUCUCGACUCUCAUCACCUACACGAUCGAAUUCUACGUCGGCAAGUGCCUGCGAUACGCGUUCAGCACCUUGAUCAUUGCGAUUUGGAUUCUCCUGUCGAGUUACUUUGCAUUCAUCAUCCACCGCGUUCUGGUCGAGGCGCAAAAGCGCUACGGCGAUGUUCAGAACUCGAGCAGCUCAAACCACCAGCACAAAUCCGACUCGCACUCAAAAGAGCACGAGAGCUCCAGCACCGCCCACAAAUCUGGCGACAACACCAGCAGCAAGGGCAAAGGGCGGCGCGUGGAAGGCGUGGCAAGUCGGCGCCGACGAUUGGCUGUGAAGCGAAUCCAGCGCAUGAACCUGCUUCUCAUCCUCCUGGAAUGCCUCGGCACAUUUGCCGUUGCCUAUUCGCUGGUUUCCUGGGUCCAAAACAAGUAUUCUCUCACCCCACCCAACGUCAUCCCGUUACCCCAAGGGUCCGACAUUGUCUUUGAGUUUAUCUUUGACAUUAUGUUUGUCAUUGUUUGCGUGGCGGUGUUUUGGUUCUUCCGACCCACCCGCGAGACGAAAGCCUCAAACAGCCGCGCUGCUGCGGAUCAAGACGACGCUGCCGACGUAGAAGCAACUGUCGAGAUUGGACCGCCGCGUGUGUCAUCGCGGCACGCGUCAGGGGGCACGCUCUCCAUGUCCUAUGUCGGUAUGAUGAGUCCUUGGAAGGGUUCAUCCACCCUCGGGGAUGAUAGCCCUUCGCCAGCACGUCCUGCAUCCGAAACCACCGUGGAGAUGGGAACCACCGCGUCAACACCGGAACCAUCAGAUACCACAGUUGAGUUGGGCACCGCAUCAGCACCGGAAAUCCCACCACAAGAAGAUUGAAGUUGUCAAUGAAUUCUUGUUGCGAUAUCUGCUUGUUGUUGUUGUGGCCGUGUGUGAAUCUGGUAUUCCACUGUGUUGUUGUAAAGUGCUGUUUUUUGCUUCCGCUUGUUCCCAAAAAAAAAAUGUUGUACAGGUUCAA